AUGGCAUCCAAUCCACCAGGUCAAUGUUGUACUGAAGCCAACUUCCACGAAGGUAAACCAAUUGGAACAUUCAAGGAACUCUUUGGAAUUGAUACUUAUACGGUUGGUGAAGAGUCAAAUGACAAAAUUAUUGUCAUUUUAACUGAUGUCUAUGGUAACCAUUUCAACAAUGUGUUGCUUAUUGCUGAUACAAUUGCCAAAAAUGGUUACAAAGUCUUGAUUCCAGAUAUUUUGAAAGGAGAUCCUGUUAAACCAAACGGUGACCUUCAAGCCUGGAAAAAGAAUCAUACUUUGGAAAUCACGGAACCAAUUGUCAAUGGCUUUUUGGAUAAAGUCAAGAGUGAACUUAAACCAAAUUUUCUUGGUGCUAUUGGAUACUGUUUCGGUGCCAAAUACGUGAUUAGAAACUUGACUCAAUCAAGACCAUUGGAUGCUGGUGCAAUUGCCCACCCUUCAUUCGUCACCAUCGACGAAGUGAAAGCCAUUAAAAAGCCACUUAUUAUCUCGGCUGCUGAAACUGAUCCUAUCUUCACUACUGAUUUAAGGAGACAAACUGAAGAUGAAUUGGCUAAAUUGGAUGGCGUUAGAUACGAACUUACUUUGUUUUCAAACACUAGCCAUGGAUUUGCUGUCAAAGGUGAUAUUUCGGAUCCAUUGGUGAAAUAUGCUAAAGAAAAGGCAUUGAAUGAUCAAUUGUACUUUUUCUGGAGUGUUGGGUUGAUUAAUUCAAGACAAGGCAAAGGAGCAUUGUAG
Lodderomyces parapsilosis is the source of this 753-nucleotide messenger RNA. RefSeq lists its product as uncharacterized. The record is from RefSeq and is a predicted model, not a curated record. Bases 1 to 753 code for a protein of 250 amino acids. Gene Ontology annotation, molecular function: hydrolase activity. Lineage: Eukaryota; Fungi; Ascomycota; Pichiomycetes; Serinales; Debaryomycetaceae. The transcript has a single exon.